AUGAUAAGCCGAUAGUGGCACAUCGACAUCAAUAUGAUGUCAUUUUCUAAGAAGCUUUAGAUUCUUCGUCAUUUAAAAAGCGACGCGCCCUUUUCUAUUUAAAACAAAUAAACUGAUAAGUUGCGUCCGAAAGAUAAAUUGUCGAAUGUUUAAUUUCGUUUCGUUGAGGUAGCGGUGUCGUGCUUGCAUCACUCGAGUCGUGCGGUGCGACCGCUGUACACAAACAUUCCCUGUGCGGAACGAGCGCUCUUUGUUUUGAAUCAAGUUUCAAACAAGAUUUCUGACAUGUGAACACACAAAAUCACAAUGGGACUCUCGACGAACUGCUGGAAAUAUCUAGUCCUCAUCUUCAAUGUGUUAUUCGCAAUGUCAGCUGUUGUGCUGUUUGGGGCGAGCGGUUUUCUUAUUUACAAGUUGUUCAUAUACCGGCACUUUAUCGGAGUCAAUGUGGAAUAUCCAGCUAUACUCCUGCUGAUGAUGGCUAUCAUCACAUGCUCCAUUGCCUGGAUCGGCUGGAGAACUACGAAGUCAAUGCACCAGAUACAUGUCAUCAUUACGGGGAUCCUGAUCGUGUUGGUGGUGGCGAUAGAGUUCUCCUGCUUCGUGUGGGCUAUGGUGGUGUGGGACAACGUGGAGAUCGACAUCAAGUCCACCUUGUCUCACUACUUCGAACACACGCUGACCAAGACUGAUACUACAGACGUAGAUGUUAUACGGUGGGAUAGGAUACAAGUUAAGUUCGAAUGCUGUGGCGUCUCAGGUCCCAGCGACUACACGUCCAAAGGCCACGUGCCCUUCUCCUGCUGCGGCCAGGGUCCACUGGACUCCCUCCACAAACCUUACGCGGCAGACUGCUCAAUGCUGUACCAAAGAGGUUGCGGGAAACCGCUGCACGAUUAUGCGAGGCAGCAGGUGCUGAUGGUGGCCAUGACGGCUCUAGCAGCCUCUAUAUUGCAAAGUACCGGAAUUUUCUGCACGUUUUUCCUAGCUCAAUCGAUCAAGGAGAGACGUAGAGCAUCGAUCAGGAAUUCCACUUCCAUCAGAGAUGGAAACUUCGCGUCUCCUGACGAUUCCCUACUGGCAGCACCCACUGCUCCCGCCCCGACCUUACCUAAGUAUUAAUAGUGCCUAAAUUAAGAUUAAAAAAGAAUUUAGUAUGUUAGUAAGACCCGCCAAAAGUUCCACUACUAUGAAGUUCGUUAGUAUAAAGAAUGACAGUGACAGCGAUAAAGUGAAGCUAACUUCAGAUCAGUAAGCAUUUGACUUUUGAGUUGUUUUAUUUUGUC
Messenger RNA from Spodoptera frugiperda (fall armyworm), 1286 nucleotides. Its product is annotated as 23 kDa integral membrane protein-like. Lineage: Eukaryota; Metazoa; Arthropoda; Insecta; Lepidoptera; Noctuidae. The transcript is spliced from 5 exons. The coding region runs from base 307 to 1122 and encodes 271 amino acids. The record is from RefSeq and is a predicted model, not a curated record. Gene Ontology annotation, cellular component: membrane.